Messenger RNA from Malania oleifera, 379 nucleotides. Its product is annotated as small polypeptide DEVIL 6-like. Bases 1 to 174 code for a protein of 57 amino acids. Lineage: Eukaryota; Viridiplantae; Streptophyta; Magnoliopsida; Santalales; Ximeniaceae. The transcript has 3 exons. The record is from RefSeq and is a predicted model, not a curated record. Gene Ontology annotation, biological process: negative regulation of cell population proliferation.
AUGGGAAUAGAGAGCUAUGCCCCCCCCCCCCUGGAAUUCCUUCGUCGUCUCCGUCUCCGUCUCUCUUCUUCUAGAGGUGUGAUCAGGGUAUUGGGGGAGAAGCGGGCGAGGCUGUACAUAAUCCGGCGUUGUGUCUACAUGCUGAUUUGCUGGAGGGACCAUCCAGACGAGUGAAGGCUAUAGAACAGGGCUGAGCAUUUGGGGGAGGAGCUUGGAACUUUGAAGCUAUGCUGAUCAUGUAUAUGUUGAAUAUUUCUCAAAAAGUUUUUCUAUUCUCAUUGUAGGCCAGAGAAAUUUGGAAAAUAUAUGGCAAAUCAGAGCCAAAUAACAUAAUUGCAAAGCGUUUUGAACAGAAAAUUCAUUAAUUUAGGAACUCCAA